Ricinus communis (castor bean) is the source of this 1132-nucleotide messenger RNA. Its product is annotated as NADPH-dependent aldehyde reductase-like protein, chloroplastic. Lineage: Eukaryota; Viridiplantae; Streptophyta; Magnoliopsida; Malpighiales; Euphorbiaceae. The coding region runs from base 186 to 1031 and encodes 281 amino acids. The record is from RefSeq and is a predicted model, not a curated record. The transcript is spliced from 2 exons. Gene Ontology annotation, molecular function: oxidoreductase activity.
UCCUAUAUAAAAUUAAUUAAUCAGUUGUGUUAGAAAUGGUCUGUCGUCUGUGCUUCCCUUUUCCAAAGUGUAAAAAUAUCUUGAUGGCGUCAUCCACUACAUCAUGCCAUCAAAGAUAUUUUCCCCCCUCCGAUUAUAAGCAGAGAAGAGAAAGGGUCCUACCUUGUACAUAAUUGUUGACGUAAAUGGCCACUACAAACGCUACCACUGGUUCCAACCCACCACAGCCGCCGCCGCCCUCUCCUCUGCCACUGCAAGACCGAGUGGCCAUAGUCACAGGCUCCUCCCGCGGCAUUGGCAAGGCCAUAGCCAUUCACUUGGCGUCACUGGGUGCAAAACUCGUCAUCAAUUACACUUCUAACAAAGACCAGGCUGAUCUUGUAGCCAGUGAAAUUAAUUCAUCUCCUUCUCUCAACAAGAAUAGUAGCACACAAGCCAUUGUGGUCCAAGCUGACGUAUCAGAGCCUGCACAGGUGAAGUUGUUGUUCGAUGAAGCUGAGAGGGUGUUUGAAUCGCAGGUUCAUAUAUUGGUUAAUUCAGCUGCUAUUACCGACACCAAGUACCCUACGUUUGCCCACACAUCUGUAGAGGAUUUUGAUCGCAUUUUCAGUGGCGUGUUAAGCGUAAAAUGCAGAGGCGCGUUCUUAUGCUGCAAAGAGGCGGCAAACAGGCUAAAAAGGGGAGGAGGGGGAAGAAUCAUACUGAUAUCAAGUUCAUUAGUUGCUAAACUGAAGCCAAAGAUAGGAACAUACACGGCAUCAAAAGCAGCAGUAGAGACAAUGACAAAAAUACUAGCGAAAGAACUGAAAGGGACUGGGAUCACUGCAAAUUGUGUGGCACCGGGUCCUAUUGCAACUGAGAUGUUUUUCACUGGGAGGAGUGAGGAGUAUGUGGAGAGUGUGAUCGACGAAUGCCCUCAGGGCAGGCUUGGUGAGCCCAGGGAUGUGGCUCUUCUUGUUGGGUUCUUGGCUACCGAUGGCAGUGAAUGGGUGAGCGGUCAAGUCAUUCGUGCUACUGGUGGCACUGUUUAGGAAUGGUAUUAUUAUGCCUUUAUGGAACGGAAUGGAAUGUGUCGUUGUUUGUGUACCUUUUUAAAUAUAUAAAUAAAAUCGUCAUCUCUUGUUUUUUUUUU